GUUGCAAGAAAAUAUUUAUAACUAUAUGAAAUUAUUAUUGCACUUUUUGUUUCUUGACCUAGUGUUAAGUGUAUACCUAUGCAAUCCUAUUCAGUGAACGGCGUUCUGUGGAAAGUGGUGGGAGUUUAAGAGGAAUCUCGUAUUUCUCUUCCAAUCUACUCUUCGUAUUUUGUAUUAUUAAAGUUGUGUUUGUUAGUGGACACAGAAACACUUAUCUGUCGGUGGCUUUUUAUCUUUUACUAACAUUUUUUUCGGUGUUUCAAAAAGUUUUGAUUUCGUUUAAGUGUUUAGUGUUAUACGUUAUUCAUAAUUACUUAUAGUUUAGUGAACUUACUGAGUACUUUCUAGGAAUUAGCAGUUAACAGAAGGAUAUUUUUCUAGUGGAUAUCCACCGAAGAGAUAAGCGCAUCUGAACCCAAUGAACUCAAUUGGACCCAUCACUAUAUAAUGUCCUCAGCCAUAUGUCAAAACUUUGUACAAAACGCUUGGAAGAAAGAAUUAUGCUCCAAUUGUUUCAAAUCCAAAGAUGAACACCAAGAAAAACCUAAACCCAAACCAGUUCAACUGAUACCGAGCGAUAAAGUUGAAGGAAUUAUUAAAAACGGCAAAACAUCUAAAUCAAAACAGUCUGUUUGCUUCCAUAAGGAAUUAACUAAAAUUAUAGGAUACGGAGGCGAAGAUUGGUGCUCCGAUACUGAAGAUAAUGUCGAUAAUGAAAGUAGCGAAGACGACAUUAUCUUAGAUUCAGAUGAUGACGAUUCUUAUAAAGAAUUACAAAGAAUUACUAAAGAAAAUACCGAUUUCAAUACGGUAUCUUUAAAAGAUACCGAAGUUAAGAAAUCUUAUACUCAAUUACUCCUAGGCAAACCAUUGAUAGAUGCUUCCGGUAAGAAACAAACAUUACUUGUAUCCGUAACUCCAUUCGGUGAAGAUUCAUCAACCGCAGUCAAAAAAUUGAAUACCAAGAAUUUGUCUCAUAUACCCAUAGCUAAAAAUAACAAAGAAAUAAUUGCCGAAAACAAAACUAAUGUUGUUCUUACUUCAUAUACUAAGAACGAGGAAGAAAAGACAACGAAUGAAGAGAAAUCGUUGCUGGAUGAAAUAUCUGAAACUUUGGAAAAUAGUAAAAACCCCAUACAAAUUAUGGGAAAUAAAAGAGCUCAAAAACAAGUACACAUUAACAUCAUGGAUUCAAAUAAAGAAAAUAUAGAAACGAUUGAUAAUGAAGUAGAAAAUGAAGAAGAGAAUAUGACAAAUAAAAUUUUAGUAUCAGAGAAAAAGAUAAAUUUAUGUCGAACUCCAGCGUUAAAGAAAGACGUCGAAAAACCAGUAAUUUAUCAAACUUCAACAGCUAAAAUCGAAUUGAUAAACGCGAAGAAUCUUAAAAUUAAUAAAGAAAAUAUUAAUAACGCUAAAGUUAAAAGCAGUGAAAAAAUAACAACAACAACAACAGAUCCAAAGAAAGAUAUAAUAACCACUACUAAUUUUAUUAAAGCAGAAAUUUUGCAUUCCAAAGCAAAUAAUCCUGCUACUAAAAUCAUUAAAGACGAAAUUAACACCAACGUGGCAAAUUCCAUAGAAAAAACUAAUGAUAGUAAUACACACCCACCACCUCUUCCAGUUAAAUAUAUACCUUUCUCGCAAACACGUGAACAAGCUGGUAAACCCGACGGUAGCGAGGAUCCCGUUUCCACGGAACUACCUCCUCUACCUAGAACACCACCGCCUCCAAUAUUAGAAUCACAAACUUCCUUUUUACACGGUAUAUCACCUCCUAUAUACGAAAAACCUAAAAUACCUUCCAAACCAACCGGAGUGAUAUUAAGAAAAUCCAUUAACAACUCCCCGGUCCUAACUGUAUAUACAAAACCAAAUGAAAAACCAUCAUUGGUAAAACAAGAUUCCAAUGAUUCAGAAUUAAAAUCUAACAAGAGAAAAGCGCCGUUACCUCCAGAAGAGACUUAUUCGAGAACAUCCAGCGGAGACUCGACUAAAGAUGACGAUCCUAUUUACGUAUCAGCCGAGGUACUAUCGAGAAAGUCGCUUUCCACGGAUUGUUUAGCGGUAGAAGAUAAAAGAAAAGAGAAAAAUAAAGCUAGAUUCUCGUUGAAGAAAUUCCUCCGAAUGGGUUCGAAUAAAGAUAUAUCGAAAUUAAACCCCGAACUUUCUAUAAAGCAAGAAGAUUACAAACUCCAAUCGAAACCACGAUUGGUAAUAGUACAUCCCAGCGAACUGAACGGAACUAAAAUUGAAGUUGUAUCUAAACCGAUUUUAGACCAAACGCUAUGUCACGAAUAUAGCACCCCAACAGGUGAUUACGAAACGUACAACUCAUCUUUCUCCAAGGCGUCUAAACCGCCACCACCUCCAAGAAAUUUCACCGAGAACAAUACUAACAACAAACCGAAUUUACCUACACCACCGAAAUCCGUGGAAAUUUUAAACAAACAAAGACAAUUGAUUCGAAACAAUUCAAAUAGUAAAAAACAAGAAACUGUUUAUGCUAAUAUAGGAGAAGUCAGAUCUUCCAUAGUACCUAAUAAACCCGUCAGAACGGCUAGUAUGCGAGAAAGAGAAGCCGCUUUACAACAAAAACAGAUAGAGAGAAAAUUAGCUCAUAAUUACGAACCGAUCGAUAUAAGAAAAGAGACGGAAAACGUUUACGAUUACAUCAAUUCAACGAGAUCUAGUUCGCCAGAAUCCGAAAAGGGUAGUCCGAAAAGUAAAACUAUUAGAUUGGGUAAACGAUCCGAGAGCAGCAUAGACGUUUCUUCCGAGUACUACAAGUAUGGUAACAUACCUAGGAGUAUGUCUUUAACGUAUUGUGGUAGCGAAACAGAAUCGGAGAUUUAUUCCCCAUAUAGUUUCUACGGAAGCGAAUCUGAGGUGACUGAAGAUGACCAUGAUUGGAUCCAGAACGGUCGUACGCAUAAAUUAAGAUCGAGAAAGGGUAGAAGUAUAGUUCAUAAGAAUCUCGAAGACAAUUAUGGGGCUGUUGUGGUUGCUAAUCACGAAGCUUUGGCACAAGUACUGGAAAAUAUUCAACAAAUAAAUCACAUUCAACCAGCACUCAGAGGAUUGAAAACAGUAUCGAAUUUGAGAUGGACUGAUUUUUCUAUUAAAUCCACCACGCAACCAGUCCUCGUCGGUACAAGAGUAUUCCAUCAAGCAUUAUGGGGUACACACCAUGUGACUCUAUCGAUAACGGCAGGUACUACUACAUCUAGCACCAUGCCAUUGGGUACUUUCAAUUUAACACCAAUUAUUGAAUUUAGUGAUCUUAUUCCUAGUAUUUAUUUAACUCAAACGGAUACUAGUAAAGAGGACGAUAAUAAACAAAUACAAGCAACUGCUCAAGUGUUACCAUAUCUUCAAAUCAAUACUAUACAAACUUACGGUGAAAUCUUGAGGACUAAAUCACAAGAAGAAAGUUGGAGAGACUCAAACUUUGUAAUGCUGCAAUUAGUUAAUGCACUGAAAACGAUACAAGCACAAGGAAUCGAAGAAGUACCCUUAUCUUUACAUACAUUCGUGCUAUGCAAAGAUAUGGAUAAAGAAGGUCACCAUAGACUUUGUGUUCUACAAGGCAUACCGAUGGAUGUGGCUACAAAAACCAAUCAAGAAAAACACGGCACGCUGUGUACGUGUGCUUUGAAAGCUCUGAACCUUCUGCAGCCGUCUCCCAAAAUAACGCCGCUACUACAAUCGCUGCUUAGCAACGAACGCGCUGUUUCAUUGACACAAGUAAAAAGCGUUCUCGAAUUUUCAUUAUGGGGGCCAUCGGACGUUUCGUUGGGGAGUACAAUUAAAGAGAGAGAACUGGCGCUACAGAGAUGGUUGGAUUUGCAACGAGCAACUGUUCUGCACGGAUUAGUGUGUACUAGAGUACAACUGACGGUUUACGAAGAAUGUCAUUUGUUAUUUUUGGUUAGAUCGAAUGCAAGAAUGAUGUGCGAUGCUUCUUUAUUAAUAGAAUCUAGUAACUUGAAACAUUCUGUGGGUUUCAAUCAAAACAGAAUGGAGAAAUGUUUGGGUGCAUAAGUUUUGUUUUUCUCAUUGUAUAUAUCCGUUUAAUUUGUGUUUUGAUAAGGUAUUGUAUGUAGUGAUACAGUAGAUAAAAUGAAGUAACCAUCUUUAACAUUUAAUCAAACCGUAUGUCGAACUCAGUCUACUUCAAUUGUUAUAUUUCUAUAAUACUUUGUAUAUGCUAACUAUUGCUCUAUUAAGUUUCAAAUUAACAUUUGAACGUUCCUUUCUUUCAUUUUUUAUUAGGUUCUCUAUGGCCAUUUAAUUAAUAUUUUACUAUCCUAAAAUGUCUAUCAAAUUAUCUAUUAUGUGAAAUAGAAAUUGAAAUACCUACAAAAAAUUUACAGAAAAAUUUAAAGUAUAUGGAAUAAUGAAUUUUAACAAAAAUCGGAGUCCAAAAAUAAAUCACUAGGAGUAUGGUAAAAUGAUCGAAAGAUCCAAAAGCAAUAAGAUACGAAUUGGAACAAAUAAUAGACAAAGUAAUCGAAUUUUGUUGGUAUAUGUUUAGACGCCAAAUUUCCCUAUUAUUACUUUCUAUCUCUUUAAAUCAGAACCCUAUUCCCUAUGCAUUCUUCUCUCAGUUUGUUGAUUUUGUGUUUUCCUUACCUAUUCUAUAUUACCAAAUAGAUCUGAGACAAAGUAGUUUAAAUGUACUAUUUUAUAACCUAUCAUAACCUAACCUUCAAGUAAUUACCAUCGUCUAGAUCUGAAAGAUCUUGAGUUUCCUUUCACUUCCCUGUUAUAACAUGGUAUUUCCUUAAAUUAGUUCGAAUGUACUAUUUCCAUGAUCACAUUGGAUUAUAUUGAAUUGUAUCAUUCACUAGCACAUUGAGUCGUAAAGAACGAUAUCUUCAAUCAAUUUUACAGUUUUUUCUAUUAGUUCGCCUUCUCCAUACAAAGUAUGCACUUCCUGCUAUUUCUACUUUUCGUCCUAUAGCUUCUCCCUGGCUCUAGUAUAUUUUAUUUUCAUCUAAGAACAUGUCCUAAGUACCAUAUUGUCUUUGUCAACUAACAAAUUUCUGAUUUCCCUUAUAAUUUCCUCAAUUCUAUAUCUGCUCAUAUUCUCUGCUUUUUACUUCUAAUCCUUCAAGGAUUAUUUUAAGCAUUUAUUUACCAAUUUGUUAAUUUUAUGUGUUUGAUACCUACUAGUAAUUACCAUUGUCUAGAUCUGAGAGUUCUUACGUUUCCUUUCAUUUUUCUGUUAUGACAUGAUAUCUCCUUAAAGUAGUUCAAAUGUACUGUUUCAAAGAAUACAUUCGAAUAUAUCUAUUUGUAUUAUUAACCAGUACUUUGAUUCUUAUAUUACCAUGGUUUCAAGUCAAGUUUGCCUUCUCAAUUCAUAGUAUACACAUCCUGCUAGGUCUACAUUGCCUCCUAUAGCCUUUUCCUGAUUUAAGCAUAUCCUUUAUUCAUUUUACAACCUGUCCUAACCACAGUAGUUUAACUGUUUCAAUCAACUGAUCAAUUUCUGAUUUCCGAAGUUCCUCAAUUCUAUAUCUGUUUUCUACAUCUAAUUCUUCAAGGAUUAUAUUAAGCAUUCUUUUUGCCAAUUUGUUGAUUUUAUACAUACAAAUAAUUACCAUCGUCAAGCUCUAAGAGAUCUUAAGUUUCCUUUCAUUCCCCUUAUGACAUGAUAUCUCCUUAAAGUAGUUCAAAUGUACUGUUUCAAUGAACACAUUGAUUAUAUUGAUUUUUAUUAUUCACAAGCACUUUGAAUCUCAAAGAACCAUAUCUUCAAUCAAUUCUCCACGUUUUUUAUAAGUUCACCUUCUCGAUACAAAGUAUCCUCUGCCUGCUAUUUCUACUUUUCGUCCUAUAGCUUCUUCCUGGCUCUAGCAUAUUUUAUUUUCAUCUAACAUGUCCUAAGCACCAGAUUGUCUUCACCAACUAACCAAUUUCUGAUUUCCCGUAUAAUUUCCUCAAUUCUAUAUCUGCUCAUAUUCUCUGCUUUCUGCUUCUUCUUCAAAGAUUUUCUUAAGCUUUUUUCGUACUAAUUUGUUAGUUUUGUUUUCCUUACCUACUCCGGAGAUGGUGAGGAGUUUCCUUCCAACUUGUAUCAACUUAUUGUUCAAUUAUUUCAAGGUAUUCCAUUUCAUUAACCUUCUUUAACCUGCUUGGUUUUGAUUUUUAUUUUGUUUAGAUUUGACACUCCUGUUUGUUUAUUCAAUUCUCAUUAAUACAAAAAAUUAUUUAAAUAAGUAAAAUUUACAUCUAAAAUUCAUUUCUUUUUAUCAUUCUCUCGCACAUUGAGAUUUGUUGAAAAAAUUGCUGAUAAACAACAAACUUUUUCGAUGUUUUCUCCUUCUUUAUUGGAAUGAUUUCAACUUCCACUUUUAAUUGAUAUGCUUUAGCAUUCAUCCUUUAUAUUUAUAUGGUUCAUGACAAUAUUAUUUAUUCUGGUGAAGUUAGCGCCAUCUAACAUUAAAGAAAAUGCACAACUAACACAGGCACAUCACUAUGAAUUACCAUCCAAAAGUAGUACUACAAAUAUGACAUUAUUUCCUUUUGCCUCAUUAUUGACAACUUAAUUCUAAACCGAAAAUAAAAAAUCAUCUAAAUGAACCGUCUAUAAAACAGUAUGGUUUCUAUUUGAAACAUCCUGAAUUCUUAACAGGGAACCUCUAGGAUAUGUAUAAAAACAUUCACUAUAACCAAAUUACUUAAUCAAAAUGUUAAAGUAAAGAAAAUUAGAUUGUCAUCUGCGUGAACCCUCUAUAAAAUAGAUGGAUUGUGGUUUCCAAUAGGACAACCUUUGGAACACAGACCUUUUAAUAAAUUUGAAAAACACUCAUGUAUUUUUACCACCAAAACAUUUGUGUAAUGUGAGUGAGCUAAAGAACAGGAGAUGGUCAUCUGCGUGAACCAUCUUUAAACUAAAGUGGUUUGUGGUUUCUAAUGAGAUAACCUUGGAGAUCUUUUAUCAGAGUACCUCUAGAAUAUAUUUGAAAAACACUCAUGUAAUUCUACAACCAAAUUUUUUAUUCAAAAUGUUGUGGAGGUAAGUAAAAUGAAAUUGUCAUCUGCGCGAAAUGUAUAAAAAAUAAAUGGUUUGUGCUUGUUAGACUGAAUGAAAAAUUCAUCUGCAUGAACCGUCUAUAAAAUAAGUAAUGUGUGAUUUCUAAUAGAAUAACCUCGGAAUGCAGACCUCUUCAAAGGGAACCUUUAAUAUUACUUGAAAAACAUAAAUGUAGUUCUACAACAUACUUGUGAAAUUUAAGUGAGCUAAAGAAAAGGAGAGUGUCAUCUGCGUGAACCGUCUAUAAAAAAUAAGUUAUUGUGCUUGGUAGCCUAAUACAAACCAAUCAGGAAUAACUUUCAAGUAAUAAAAAAUAUUUCUACUAUGAAUACAUUUCAAAGUGGCUUGUAUCAAAUAAUGAUUUAUGAGGCCUUUCGGUACUUUUUUUGCAAUAUUAUAACCUAAUCAGGAUAUUAAAGUGAUUACUUUGAAAGGUAGUUACUGCCCAUAAGUGGUGGUGUAGCGAUUUUACAAAUUAUUAUAUUUUUGUUUAGUCUUUGAAUGAUUUACAUCACAAUAUAAAUAUAUAUAUAUAUAUAUAUAUAUAUAUAUAUAUAUAUAUAUAUAUAUAUAUAU
This is a messenger RNA of Diorhabda sublineata, 7618 nucleotides long. RefSeq lists its product as uncharacterized. The coding region runs from base 448 to 4041 and encodes 1197 amino acids. NCBI's taxonomy places the organism in Eukaryota, Metazoa, Arthropoda, Insecta, Coleoptera, Chrysomelidae. The transcript has 8 exons. The record is from RefSeq and is a predicted model, not a curated record.